Messenger RNA from Coprinopsis cinerea okayama7#130, 786 nucleotides. RefSeq lists its product as hypothetical. The record is from RefSeq and is a predicted model, not a curated record. The transcript has 4 exons. Bases 1 to 786 code for a protein of 261 amino acids. NCBI's taxonomy places the organism in Eukaryota, Fungi, Basidiomycota, Agaricomycetes, Agaricales, Psathyrellaceae. Gene Ontology annotation, molecular function: GTP binding.
AUGGUUGCCGAAGCUGAUAUCGUCAUCCUGGUUGUUGGGAUGGUAGGAGCUGGACGAAGUUCAUUUAUCAACCUCUUGCUCGAAGAAGGAGCACCCAAGAUGGAGGUCGGCCGGGAAGAGUCUCUGUUUCCAUGCACCACAGCGACCCAACAUGUCACAAUAGACUUUGCGCGGCGAGACGGCUCAGUCCAACGCAUUGCGCUAGUGGACACCCCUGGGCUAAACCAGCCGGUGAAGUCAGACGGCAAAGUUUUCCAAGAGAUUAUCACAUACCUGCGUAAAAGAUGUCGCCAAGGGAUUUCUCGAGGCGGCGUCAUCUAUCUCCAUGAUCUCAGCGACUGCCGAUGGAGGAAUAACAUGCAUGAUGAGCUUCGAUUGCUCAAUAGUGCAUUCAGAGAGCACGGAGGCAAGGUCCGCCAGCGAAUCUGCCUUGCGACCACGAAAUGGGAGGACCAGCGGAUCGAGAAGGGCAACCGGUCUGCACAACAGCGACACGAUGAACUAGCGAGGCAAACUCGAUGGGAAAGCCUCGUGCUCCAGUGCUGCAAUUCGUCGCUCUACCCAGCUCGCUGCGAGGAGGAUGCCAGGAAAAUAGUCGACGACUUGUUGGACCAAAUCGCUCCUCCCCAGGCCGCCUUUCCAGUGGAUAAAGAAUUGGACACCGUGCUUGCUAAGUUCAGGCGCAUUAACGGAAACAUUUGGACCCAGUGGUGGGCCACGCUGUCCGAGAAGGCUAAGCAGGUGUUCACUUCAUUGGUACAAUCGGCUGCAUUGUUCGGCAAGUGA